UGGGCUGCUGUCAUGUGAUUUCUGUCCUGAAUCAGAGCAGAGCGGCUGAAACAAUGUCUCGGUUCGGAUCUCUCCUCUGGUUUCUCUCUGUUCUCAUCUCCCAAGGUCUUCCCUCCCCGCUGGCGGGUAAAGAAGUCUGGGACUAUGUGGAAGUGAGGCCCGGGGCCCACAUGUUCUGGUGGCUUUAUUAUGCUGACAGUCCGUCUGCUCAGUAUCACGACCUGCCGCUGGUCAUGUGGCUGCAGGGUGGACCAGGAGGAUCAGGGAGUGGCUUUGGUAACUUUGAAGAAAUUGGACCACUGAACAGAGACCUGGAGCCCAGGAAGACGAGCUGGGUGCAGGCAGCCAGUGUGUUGUUUGUGGAUAACCCAGUGGGCACCGGCUUUAGCUACGCUGAACGGCCCGACGGCUUUGCCACCAACGUCUCCACUGUGGCCUCAGACAUGCUGGUGCUGCUCAAACAUUUCUUCACACAGAUACCAGAGUUCCAGAGCAUGCCCUUCUACAUCUUCUCUGAGUCAUAUGGGGGAAAGAUGGCCGCUGCCAUCUCACUGGAACUCAGCAAGGCUGUAGCCCAAGGCUCAGUGAAAUGCAACUUUGCAGGCGUGGCACUUGGAGACUCGUGGAUUUCCCCGUUGGACUCUGUGAUGACAUGGGGUCCAUACCUUUACACCACUUCCCUGCUGGACGACAACGGCCUGGCCGAUGUCAACAGUGCAGCGGAGAAGGUGAAGCAAGCUGUGGAGCAGCAGCAGUUUCUGAAAGCCACAGAGCUGUGGUCGGUCACUGAGACGGUAGUGGAGCAGAACACCAAUGGGGUGAACUUCUACAACAUUCUAACCCAGCAACCAGAUGAGAAAGUCACUACUGCUGCAGGAGAAAACUUCAUCUCUCUGCAAGCCCACCGCCACAUUCGCCCUCUGCACAAGCAAUCACUGAACGAACUGAUGAACGGACCAAUAAGGAAGAAACUGGCCAUCAUCCCUCAGAAUGUCACUUGGGGAGGUCAAGCAGAAGACGUGUUCAGCAACAUGGCGGGUGAUUUCAUGAGGCCAGUGGUGGAUAUAGUGGACCAGUUGUUGACAGCUGGAGUCAAUGUGACAGUUUACAAUGGCCAGCUGGACCUUAUAGUGGACACCAUGGGUCAGGAGCUUUGGGUGAAGCAGCUAAAGUGGGAGGGGCUUUCUGGCUUUAGCCAGCUGAGGUGGACCCCUCUGGAUGACCCAGCCUCCCCAGGAACCACUGGAGCCUUUUUCAAGACUUACAAGAACUUUGCAUUCUACUGGAUCCUCAAAGCUGGUCACAUGAUCCCUUCAGACCAGGGAGCCAUGGCCCUGCAGAUGCUGAAGAUGAUCACGCAGCAGGACUGAAUGAAUGUUGUGGCAGCUGGGACGGCUCUGACAAUCACAGAAAUUCUUUGUUUGUUUUUUUGUUUACUUGCUUUACAAAAUUUACUUUGAUAUCAGGUUCACUUGACUUAAAGCUCUGUAAAUUCCACUCACUAAAUACAACUUUCUUUUAUAAAUACUCUUGCACGCUUUCAUUUUUUCUUGGCAUGCUUCUUUGGGAGACGUGGAUCUAAACUAACUUUAACUGAGUGAAUUGAUUUGCAGGUGAUGAAUGACCAUAAAACAGAACCUUUUGCACCAUCUGCAAAGGAUCUGAGGCUUAUGCCCCUAUAAUCUACCCCAUCAUUUUGCCAUCACCAUCUAUAGUGACUCUCUUUGAAGAAUUUGAAUUAAUGAAUUAUAACAUUUAAUUUCCCAUUGUGAUCAAUAAAGCAUUUUGAAUUGAAUUUGAAUAAGGGUGUUGAAAAAGUUUAGGCUCCACUUUUCCACUUGGAAAGUGAUAGAAAUGAAAAUUGGAGCAAAAACGUUUUAGUCCUGACAUGGAUGAUAUCCUCCACAAUAAUGUCCUGAUCAAAUUGUAUAGAAUAAAGAAUGAAGGAAUGUCUGGCA
This is a messenger RNA of Poeciliopsis prolifica (blackstripe livebearer), 1958 nucleotides long. It is a transcript of the gene scpep1, whose product is annotated as serine carboxypeptidase 1. Bases 54 to 1370 code for a protein of 438 amino acids. The transcript has 13 exons. Gene Ontology annotation, molecular function: serine-type carboxypeptidase activity. The record is from RefSeq and is a predicted model, not a curated record. Lineage: Eukaryota; Metazoa; Chordata; Actinopteri; Cyprinodontiformes; Poeciliidae. Gene Ontology annotation, biological process: proteolysis.